AUUUAUUACAAAGGUAAUAUGAGCGAUUGGAAGAGGCCAGCCAGUGUACCUUUUCCUUCAAUCUGGGGGAAAUUUGAAGGAAUAAAAGUGGUAGACGGGAAAAAGAGGCAGUACUGGAUACAAGAUAUAACGAACGAUCUUCUAGAGUUAGCCAUUAAUUAUAUGACCACAGGGUUUUUGCAUGAGGAAGCUUUCUCCAAGAAUCACAAAAGCUUUGAAGACCCAGUGACAGUUGAAGAUACAAGAAAACUAUGGAAAUACUUUUCUGAACACAAAUUGGGUUUGAUUUGUUUAACCAAAAAUGAAUCUGGACAAAAUGAAAUUGCUGCUAUUAACAUGAACUACAGAUCAACUAAAAAUGAAUCUGUAGAUACAUCUUGGGUUAAAUCAAAGAAAAUUAGAUUAUUUCUAGUGUUAAUGCAAUACAUCUACGGAAUGGUUGAUUUAUAUGAGACCCUAAAUAUUGACCACCAAAUGCGAGCUUUCGGAUUAUUUGUGCUGCCAAAAUAUAGAGGAGAAGGUAUUGGAGUCGAAAUGUUUAAAAGCAGGGAGCUUUUAUGUCGUGCAGUCGGUAUUCCAGCAUCUUCCGGCGUGUUCUCUUCACUAACUUCACAAGCUGUGGGUAAAAAAGCCGGCUUCAUAGAGUUGGUAGACGUGACUCAUGACGAAUUGGAAAAAGUGAACCCCAAUUUCGUAGCACCCGGUAUGCGAGAAGCCGCUAAAUCUUUGAAGUACAUGUAUAUUAUUUACAAAUAAAUAA
Molecule: messenger RNA, 760 nt
Organism: Brassicogethes aeneus
Lineage: Eukaryota; Metazoa; Arthropoda; Insecta; Coleoptera; Nitidulidae
Source: the annotation of a GenBank genome assembly